Messenger RNA from Paramisgurnus dabryanus, 818 nucleotides. It is a transcript of the gene dhfr, whose product is annotated as dihydrofolate reductase. Gene Ontology annotation, cellular component: mitochondrion. Gene Ontology annotation, molecular function: dihydrofolate reductase activity; NADP binding. The record is from RefSeq and is a predicted model, not a curated record. Gene Ontology annotation, biological process: folic acid metabolic process; dihydrofolate metabolic process; tetrahydrofolate biosynthetic process. Lineage: Eukaryota; Metazoa; Chordata; Actinopteri; Cypriniformes; Cobitidae.
GCAGGAUUUGUAAAUCUGCUGGCGGGAGGCAGACGACUCGUGUUUACAGUCACUCGUUUAAUUUUACAUAAGUAUGUCUCGACUACUUAACUGUAUUGUUGCAGUUUGUCCCGACAUGGGAAUAGGGAAAAAUGGAAAUCUACCAUGGCACCCAAUAAGACUGAGUAAUGAAUUCAAGCACUUUCAGAGGAUGACCAUGACCCCUUCAAUGGAAGGGAAAAAGAAUGCAGUCAUAAUGGGCAGAAAGACGUGGUUCUCUAUUCCAGCAUCAAACAGACCCCUAAAGAACAGAAUCAACAUAGUGCUCAGCAGAGAACUAAAAACAGCCCCAGAGGGAGCUCACUAUCUUGCUUCAGACUUUACUUCGGCCCUCAGUCUAUUGGACAGCCCUGAGCUCGAAAAACAAGUGGACCAGGUUUGGAUAAUUGGAGGCAGUGCUUUGUACAAGGAGGUGAUGGAGAGCCCGGGUUCCAAGCGUCUUUUUGUAACACGGGUCCUCAAGCAGUUUGAUUGUGACACGUUUUUGCCAGAUAUCAACAUGGACAAGUACAAGCUUUUGCCUGAAUUCCCGGCUGUUCCCACAGGCUUGCAAGAGGAAAAUGGCGUUCAGUACAAGUUUGAAGUGUAUGACAGUGUUGACAACUGAAAAGAAAACUUUUAAAUGAUGUUAAGGUUGGAGAAAGGUGAUCUACUGUAGCAGGUAGUUUUUGCUCUGACACUUUGCUUGUUGAUGCUUUAAAGGAAAACACCACCGUUUUUCAAUAUUUUAUUGUGUUCUUACCUCAGCUUAGAUGAAUUAAUACAUACCCAUCUUUUUU